Chelonoidis abingdonii (Abingdon island giant tortoise) is the source of this 3250-nucleotide messenger RNA. The record is from RefSeq and is a predicted model, not a curated record. Lineage: Eukaryota; Metazoa; Chordata; Testudines; Testudinidae.
CCCAGGGCUGGCAGGGCUGUACGACGUCCAGCCGCACUCGGGGGGCAGUGGGGUGGGGUGGUGACCCAACAGCACUGUGCUCUGAGGAGGCAGGAAAACUAGGGGGAGAGUAGCCCCCCAAAUGAGGGACUAGCAGCAGCAGUUGGGGUUCCAACCCUCAUGUCUUGGGUCAGCAUUUCUGAGCCCCUAAGAACGCAGGAGCUACCAUCCUCUGUCAGACGGCUGUUCAAUCUAAAUUUGCCGUGCCCAGCCCAAUCUGAUAGGACUGUCAUAUGAGUUACAGGCAUUAACAACCUUCCCAAAUAUUUUCAGGGACCCAGCAUGGUCUUGUUUGUAUGACAGCAUAGCAUGACCAGAACAUCAUAUCGACUUUGUCCUGGAGAUCAAAGCAUUGACAAAUGGCAAACUUGUUGCGUCACUGUCCCUUUUUCCAAUUCACCAGUCCAGUUUUCAUGCGCCUUUUCAGGCGGAGAGAGAGGGCAUUGAAACAGUCUUUGGGUCUGGUACAAUGUUAUAAUGCAACAAUUUUGUCCUGGAAGAAAUUAUCUACAAAAUGGUAAUUUCCUUCUGCUAUUAGAACCAUGCAGCUCACAAAGGAAAACAUUCUGCCGAGGAGUAAUACACUGUUCUUAAAAGAUUGUGCUUUGCUCCAAAGAAACUAAGGGUUUUUCCAAUCGGAGUGUAUAUUCAGAAUCCUCUGUAGACUUUGAUUGCUAGUUCAGUGUAGGCAAGACAGCUAAUGUUGAAUAUGUUACCUUUAGUUGGACAAACGUGUUUUAAUACACAUUCAUUGGGGAAGAUACUUUCUUCAAGAUUGACAGCUCUGGAAAAUGAAGUUCUCUAGCUACAGAUCAGGUACAGUGAAGGUGGUGGCAGAUCAAGCUUACUGGCAAUGUACCUAAGCCCUGACCUGGACAGACCACCUUGGAAACAUGAUAGAAGAGUUCUCUCUCUGAAUUUAUUCACUCUUUGGCUUCUUUGCCAACUUUGAAAACGAAACCGGUUGGCCCACUUGUUGACAAAGGUAUCUUUUUGUGACUGGGCACGCCUCUCCACCGAAAACCUGACUGAAAUCCAGCAACUCACUUCACAUGCGCCACCAGACAGCCAUCAGACAGUAACCCCUUUAAUUCACUACUGCCUUGGGGUUGGAUUGGAACUGUUAACCUACAGAUGCAAGGCCCUAUAUCCUUUUACCAGACCCCAAACCAUUUAAUUUUUUUUUUAAUAAACAAAAGUGUAGAAAAACUCAGACCAGUACACAGAGAUGAUGAUCAUGAACACUGUCACCCCCUCAAGGAAAUCUGUAGCCCCAAGGUUUUUCAUUUUCAAUCUCAUUUGCAGGUCCAGUAACCAGGUGUCCAAUUACCUACCUUGUCCCUCAUUGGUUUGAGCAUCGGUAUGGCUAUGAGUAUUUUGUCUUUGUUCAUUAGAGUGAAAUAUAUUGUGGUUCAGAUUGCUGAGUGCUCCUGGCCGUAUGGAACUCUUUACCUUUGAGUCACGGCAGUAAGAACCUCUCAACAUGCCAUUGGUUUGACUUUGUAACUUAGUUCAGUGUAAUAGCUAAGGGAAGUGGGCUAGAAUCUUAGCUGUGCUUCUGCCUAAUUUCUAGAUCUCAAGGGAAACAUCAUUGAUCGUAUACCUUUAAAAAAUGUUUAAUCUUAAUUUAACCCAUUUCUUCUUUUAAAGUGCUUUGUGGAAUACAAAUUGCACCCUGGCUGCAUAUACCAUAUGGGGGGAAAACUUUUAUGUUUCAGAGUAAAUUGUUUAUAAUGAUCCAGGGAGCCUGAGUUUUACAUCUUUGUCUUCUGUGAAGCUACCAUCUGUUCGUUCUUUCAUCCACUCUGUUGUUGUUCUAUAUGAGAAAAUAAAGAAUAAACACUGAAUUUCUGCCUAGGGCUUCCCUUUAAAGGGGCAUACUACAGAUGGUUUAUGUUUUUGCUAAACAAAAAUUAUCAUAUUUCAAAACCUAAUAAAAUACAUGCUUUCAAGAUUGUUUAUUCAUUUAAUUUAAAACAGGUUUUUUUAAAUAAUUCAGCCGUUCACCUUCAGAAUUGGCAUCCCAAACAUUGCAGCAGGAUUUUCAGCCCAACCAUAGCUACAUUGCAAUCCGGGCAUGAGAAACUGAAACUGACCCAGCUAACGAGCUCAGGAGCAUGAUUCUCUGGACACUUGUUUUUGCAGUUUAAAUGCUGAUGUGACAAUUAAAGUAGUUAUCUGGACACCACCAAACUCACUUUUCACAGAGUCCCUGGCAGGGGACAUUUCUCAAGAGAGACAAGAUGAAUAUCAAAGCAGUCAAAGUUCUGUGUCUGCUGGGGGUCUUUUUCCUCAUGCUGCUUGGGUCCCUCCUGCCUGUCAAGAUAAUAGAAGCGGAUUAUGAGAAAGCUCAUCGCUCCAGAAAGCUCAUUGCCCUCUGCAAUUCAUUCGGAGGAGGGGUCUUCCUGGCCACCUGCUUCAACGCCUUGCUCCCUGCUGUACGAGAAAAGCUUCAGGAAGUUCUCAAGCUUGGGAAGGUGACCACAGACUACCCCCUGGCCGAGACCAUCAUGCUGGUGGGCUUCUUUAUGACGGUCUUUGUGGAGCAGCUCAUCCUGACCUUUCGGAAGGAGAAGCCUUCCUUCAUCGACCUGGAGACCUUCAACGCCGGCUCAGACAUCGGGAGCGACUCAGAAUAUGAGAGCCCCUUCAUAGCAUCUUCCAGAGGGCACACGCUUUACGAGGAGCACAGCCACCACUCCCACAGCCACGGCUUGAAUGUCCAGGAGCUUUCCCAAUCCAGCCCCUUGCGGCUCUUCAGCCUGGUGGUUGCCUUGUCUGCCCACUCCAUCUUUGAGGGCCUGGCCCUGGGCCUCCAGGAGGAAGGAAACAAAGUCAUGAGUCUGUUCCUGGGCGUGGCCAUCCACGAGACGCUGGUGGCUGUGGCGCUGGGCAUCAGCAUGGCCAAGAUCUCAUUAACACUGAAGGACGCCGCCAAGCUAGCACUUACGGUGAGUUUGAUGAUUCCUUUGGGCAUUGGGAUCGGCAUGGGCAUCGAGAGCGCCCAGAAUGUGGCCAGCAGCGUGGCUUCUGUGCUCUUACAGGGCCUUGCUGCAGGAACUUUCUUGUUCGUCACUUUCUUUGAGAUCCUGGCAAAGGAACUGGAAGAUAAGAACGAUCGCCUGCUGAAGGUCCUCUUCCUAGUCUUGGGCUACGCGGCCUUGGCCUUGCUCGUCCUUUUGAAGUGGUGAAGGCUGGAGCAACAGACAGU